Molecule: messenger RNA, 810 nt
Organism: Drechmeria coniospora
Lineage: Eukaryota; Fungi; Ascomycota; Sordariomycetes; Hypocreales; Ophiocordycipitaceae
Exons: 1
Coding region: 1-810 (269 amino acids)
Source: RefSeq, a predicted model, not a curated record
AUGAAGAGGGGUUUCGGCCCGUCACACGGGGCAGGAGGGGAAAACGAUGGGCUUGUGUCUCUCGACCGAGUUAUCCUGGACUUGAAUGGAAUGACUUUUUUUUUUGCAGCGAAUGACCCCCUCGUCGAGGGCGAGGCGUUCGUCCAGUGUACCGUCCAUGUGCACGACGGCGGCCAGCACCACUCGUUGCACACGGCCAACCCCCCGAGGCCAUCAUCACCGGGUGCGCCAGAUGCCGCCAACGAUGCCACCAUGGCGCCGAGGCAGCCAUGCUGGGCGCCUGGGAACAAGGCCACGGCCGCGAGCCAGGUGCGCAUGUGCCAUGCUCGCCCCCCAACCGUCGGCGGCUCGUUCGCCGACGGUGGUGCGCGGGCCGGCCAUCGGCGCGACCAACAGGUGAAUGGCAUUCUUCGUCCGACGUGCGACCACGGCACCACUUGUACCGGGCUCGAGGAAGCCACCCGUGCCGUCCAUGGCGCGAGGUCGGAAGACGAGAGACGCAAGCGGAAGGCAGGCCAAGGCCUAGAAGGAGGACGGCCGGCGGCCGACGUGAUGGAACUUUUCAGACGGAUGAUGGGCACCGCGAAGGCUGCUUCAUCGACGCCACAAGUCGGCGGAUUGUCGCGGCAGAGGAGGCAUCGUACGCAGCACGGUGGACGGGAUGGCGAAUCCUGGCGCAAGCAGAUCACAGGUGCACGUGCGAGUCGACGCAUUCGUUGGGCGCGGAGAGGCCACGGGUGGGAAUGCCGAGGUGGACAGAGGUCCAAGCAUGGAGUGAUGUACUCCGAACUGUACUUGUACCGUAGAUGA